Pseudocercospora fijiensis CIRAD86 is the source of this 4341-nucleotide messenger RNA. RefSeq lists its product as uncharacterized. The record is from RefSeq and is a predicted model, not a curated record. Lineage: Eukaryota; Fungi; Ascomycota; Dothideomycetes; Mycosphaerellales; Mycosphaerellaceae. The transcript is spliced from 9 exons. The coding region runs from base 1 to 4341 and encodes 1446 amino acids.
AUGAAGUCGACUUCGGGAGGCCGUGCAUGCGCGGACAGAAAGCCGGGUGUGUAUAAAACAUUCGCGCGUGUGUACAUCUCUGAGCCGCUGCUUUCUCCUGAUCAUUCCUCACCACCACCAUCACUCCAUACCAUGUCACACUUUCACAACCUUUUCCAAGGCGGACCACCAGCGAAGGUCGAGGUCCGCGACGUCAGGAUGGAUUGGACUCCCAAAGUCAAGACAGAAGAUGUUUUGCUUCUGCCGCCAUCACCUCCACGCACGCCACCUCCAAGCACACCACGCCCAAGCAGACCCCGCCCAAGCGCGCUGCGCCCAAGCACACCACCGAUACAAGCAGACCGAGGCGGAGUCCCAGACCGCCCGCGCCGCCGAGCAGGUGAAGGAUGGUUCGCAUGGCUGCGCGCGGUAUGGCAAUGCGCUCUCGCGCUGUGUCAUGCACUGUGUCAGGGAACUGUUUGCCUGUUUCGGUGGGUUGUCUGGCUGGGUCAAUGGAUUGCUCAGCUGGGGUAUUGCGUGGGCUGCGGCUGCGACUGGCUGAUUUCGCUGGUCGACGGCAUACGCUACUGGACGCUGUACCCAAUCCACGCAAUCACGGCACGCCGAUUGGGACGCUGGAUGCUACCACUGAUGCUCUUUCUUGCGCAGUGCUCGCCAGGAGUGCGCUACGCCGCAACAAUCGCUGGGCGUGCAUUGUCCAUGCGCGCCGACGAUGCGUGCUACAGCGGAUUCCGCGCGCCACCAGUUCUCUUCAGCCUGAAUGCGACCAAGCCUUCAUCAUGGAUGUCUGUGCCUGUCCAGAACAGCAUGGCGUGGGAUCAGAUCACGCGCGAGGAUGCGGCGGAGGCAGCCAUGAUGCAGCGCUUGAAUCUGUCGCACACGGUGUUGGAUGAGUGGCGGAGAGGAAUGCAAGGUAGCGGUCGCGAGGGUGCUGCAGAGCCGCUGGAGUAUGUGUGUACGGCGGUGUGGCGGCGCAUCGAGGGAGCGGCAGCAAUCGUGACCGGACGGAGAUUCGUGGAUGGCAUGUCGCAUCGACAUGAGGUGGCAGUCGAAUACGGCGAGGCGCUGGGAGAGCUGUUGGAUCGGGUUAGUAUCAUGCUGGAUCAGGACCAGGCGUUACGGUCAUGGACAUCGUUUUGGUGGAGGUGGUUAGAAGCCGUGUGUCCGGAGAAGCUGAUGAGGCGCAUCAAGCGGUCGCGCGAGCAAGAACAGAUUGGCGAGUUGGCAUGGUGGAUUCGUGAGUGGAGUGUGGCCCGCGAGCAGCCUUUGCUUCGACUCUACUACGCUCUCGCACGCGCGCCAUUGCGGAAUCAGAUGUUGGUGGAGGUGUUGCGCCAGAUGGUGUGGGCUCAGCACUGGAUGGAGUUGCUUCCCCGCAACCAGUCGGCGUGCGGCUUGUCGGCGCCGACGCUCGAGGAGAUGCGGGCGUGGGUGGCAGCUUGGCCGCGCAUCAUCCAGCGCAACACCGACGACGCCACGCAGCAGAUGAGCAUUUUCUCCAUCGAGCAUGAAUACGACGAUGCCGCCUCCGACGACGCCGAUGCGAACGCCGAUGACCUGUUUCGUGGCAUCGCCGACGCAACGUGCGGGACUGCACAGGCUGCUGCAGGCCUUGCGCUACAUGAAUGCCUUUUACCGCAAACCAGCAGCGCGAGGCAUGCGCCUGGAGCAGUACUCAGCCAUGCUUCGCCUUUUGCUCACCGCGUACGCAAAUCCAAACACGGACACGAACACGAAUCUCUGAAGUCACAGCUCACAGCGGGAAGCCCAAAGCCGGAAGCCCGCAGCCGCAGAGCCGCAAGUGCAGAGCCGCAAGUGCAGAGCCGCAGCCAGCUCGGGCGAAGCCGAAAGCCGCCCCCACACCCGCGCCCGCAAGCCGCACCCGCAAGCCACCCAUUGCGCAAGACGCUUGAUUGUACUUUGCUGUCUGCGACAUCUCUCGCUCAAACACUUGAGCAUCGCGGUGAGAAAGGCGCCGAAAGAAGGGUUCUUUUCUGUUGCGCAACAAAUGUUGGCUGUACUAUAGCGCUGACAGAUUGCGCAUCUGCAGCAAGGCCACCCGCCCACGAGGUUCGUAUUGUUGGCCGAAUGCGUCCAUCCGCAUCCCUUGCGCACAAAGACCAAAACAUUGCGCGCACUUCUGUUUGUAACGCUCCAAUACACAAUCACACUCAUACCUACACUGCCAUCGUCUCUCUCUUCCGGAAAUCAAUUGCUGCCGCAUCCGCAUCCGCAUCUGCAUCCUCGCCUGCUUCACCCGCGUCUGCUUCACUCCCUCUCUGGCACUGGCCCGCCUUCGCCAACGACCCGAGGCAUGUCACCAACGACACUCUGGCCCAAGAAGCCGAUCAGCACCUCCUCCAACUCUCGACAUUCUCGCCUCGGUACUCUAUCCCAUGGCUGAUGGACAUCUACCACCCCAUCCCUUUCACCACUACGGCCGAAGAUGACCUUCCAGCCUACCGCCAUGUCCGCCCAGGACAUAUUUCUUACGGCGCUGCUUUCGCCUUCACUCUGAAGCAGCGCAAUUGUGAAGCCUUUCGCGCUCUCCGCCAUACCCGUCGCUCACAAGCCCUGACGGAUGAACUUGAUGACUUCUCCUGGCUCGACAAUCUCUCUACACAGCGCUGCACACUCCAAUUCAAGUCUGCCCGCCAACUGCUGUCCAGUCUGCACUGCCUGUACCGCUUCCUGGCCCGCCAUCUGUACCUCGUCCUCAAACCUGCGGACUACUCACACUGGGUGAAGCGGGCGCAGAUACUCGGCCAUCGUCAGCGCCACGCACUCUCACCCUACCUCGACCGCUCACCAGACCUCUUCAACCAGCAUCAGCGCAUUCGGAACAUGACUACCACAUACCGCUCCAAGGUGACCGAGUCUCUCGAUGUCAUCGCCUUCCGCAUCGUGCAGUGCCAUCGCCAGGGCCCAGAAGCGCCAUGUCGGGCAAAGUUCGUCCCUGACAUUGAAGCCCUGUAUCGCAGCAAAGCCUGGGUGGACUGGCUCGACCUCAAUGCGCUUGUCUCAUACCAACGCAUGUCCGCCAUGUCCUUCUUCGCUCUGCAGAUGCGCGACACCUUGGACCGGUUGAUGAGAGGGGUGAAGGCUGAGCAAACUGAUUUCGUCGCUCUCGUAAGUCUACAGCACUCACACCACUCAUUGAUCAACUUCAUCCACCGCCUCAACCAACCCACCUCCAACGGUCCCACUCUCCUCCACACCCUCGGCUACCGCGCCGGUCUCUACGCCUCCAAACACUGGGCCCACCGCCACGACAAAGCCCGAACUCGCAACCCAUCAUCCCACCAACUCACCUUCCCUCCCAACCUCGAGCCCGCACCUUUCAGCUCCGACUUCCUCACCUGCCUCUGGAACUUGGGGAAAGCCAUCUCCGUCAGCAACAACAACCAAUCCACUUCCAGCGACCCACCAAUCACCUGUCCCCUCUACCUCUCCCUCCAACGCAACAAAAACUGGGUUUUCCAAUACUUCUCGCAACUCACACUCUCCUCUUCUCCCUCUUCGCCUUCUUCGCCUUUUGAGCUCCCAGUCCCCGAGCCUCUGGAACCUGUUGGCGAUGACUGGAAUUGCGAAGCACCGCAAUUCGAAGGCGCUAUGCCGUUGUCCGGCAAGGGAUUGAGGAUGGGGAAUACGGAGUUUGGGAGGUUGCGCGAGUGGGAGAUGUUUAAGAGGCAGUCGAAUGGGGAGAGGUGUGUUGUUUGGGAGGAUGAGGAAAAUGGACUGGAUGGGUAUGGGUUUCAUGAAAUGGGGGGUGGGGAUGGUGUUUGGUGUUUGGUUGAUUUGCCUUGGGAGAAGGAUGAAGAGGGGAUGGGAAAAGAGGAUGGGGUUUGGGGGUUUUGGAGAAGUGUCGAUGGGGAUAGGGAGAUGUUGUGGGGGAAUGAGACGCUUUUUGAGACGUCGAGGGAGAGGUUUCGGAAGGGUUUGUGCGAAAGACGGAGGGAGGAGAUGAUGGAAAAGGAAAGGGAGGAGAAAGAGGAGGAGGAGGAAGAGGGAGGGAAGGGGUUUUUCGGGGUUGGGUUUGGGGAGUUGUUGGAGAGGGUUGAGCGUGAGUUUUUCGAGAGAGUCGGUGGUGUUUUGGAGGAGGAAAAGGAGGGAAGGGAAAAAAAAGCUUUCGGGUUUGAGGAGGUUGUUCGUGCGUUUUUUGGGAGUAUUGGGCGCGUCGCUCGAUGGGUGCCCAGAGCAGAGAUAGAUCGAGAAUACAUCAGAUCAGUGCCAAAUCACGUACCAGAAAUGAAGCCUGAGAAGAAGAAUAUUGUGUGCGGGAAAGCCGGGAAGCCGGGCCGCGCCGAGACGAGCCCAGGCUGGAUUUGCAUGAGACAGUGA